UCUCACACCUCCGUCCACCACCGUCUUCCUCCUCACCUUAAAUUCUCUCUCUCAUCCCCUCUUUCUCUCUCUAAAUUCACCUUCUGGGUUUUCUUUUUCCAUCAUAUUUUUGCAAAAUUCUCUGAUCAUACAAGAAAUUAACAAAAACUACAAGUGGGUGUUGCAGAUUUUAGUGUUCUCUUUUCUUUGUUCAAGUUGACCGGAAGUUUGACCGUAAAAUUUACCGGAAAGUUGAUCGACAAGUGGGUGUGGUGGUUCUUGAUGGCUGGAAGUAAUGAAAUUAACGCAAAUGAGGCCAAGAAAGUUGUUCCACUUCACACAUGGAUCUUAAUAUCAAAUUUCAAGCUAGCAUACAACAUGCUCCGGCGACCGGACGGCACAUUUAACCGGGAAUUAGCCGAGUUUCUGGACCGGAAAGUGUCCGCAAACACGGUUCCGGUCGACGGUGUGUACUCCUUUGACGUGGUGGACCGGUCCACCAGUUUGGUGAACCGGGUUUACAGAUGUGCUCCUAAGGAAGAUAAUACCGGCCAGCAGCUCGGCGCCGGGGUUAUAGAACUCGAAAAACCGCUGAGCACAACGGAAAUUGUUCCUGUUGUGAUAUUUUUUCACGGUGGGAGUUUUACGCAUUCAUCUGCGAAUAGUGCGAUUUAUGACACGUUUUGUAGGCGGUUAACCGGGCUUGUUCAAGGGGUGGUGGUUUCGGUGAACUAUAGGCGGUCACCGGAGCACCGGUAUCCGAGUGCUUAUGAAGACGGUUGGGAGGCUUUGAAGUGGGUGCAUUCAAGAUCAUGGCUUUUGAGUGGGAAAGAAUCUAAAGUUCAUGUUUAUUUAGCCGGGGAUAGCUCCGGUGGGAACAUUGCACACCAUGUUGCUCAUCGCGCUGCAAUGAGCAACGUGGAGGUGCUCGGGAGCAUAUUGUUGCAUCCGUUGUUCGGCGGGGAACAACGGACGGAGUCCGAGAUGAAACUCGAUGGGAAGUAUUUUGUUAAGUUGCAAGAUAGAGAUUGGUAUUGGCGCGCGUUUUUGCCCGAAGGCGAGGAUAGAGAUCAUCCCGCGUGUAACAUAUUUGGUCCUCGUGGGUCGAGUCUUUCGGGGCUUAACUUUCCCAAAAGUCUAGUAGUCGUGGCCGGGCUGGAUCUUGUUCAAGACUGGCAAUUGGCGUAUGUCGAAGGGUUGAAAGAGUCCGGGCACGACGUGAAGCUUUUGUUCUUGGAGAAAGCGACGAUCGGGUUCUAUUUUUUGCCAAACAAUGACCAUUUCUACACGUUGAUGGAGGAAAUGAGGAACUUUGUCCGAAGUUAAAACUCAUGGGAUCGAAGAACCCGAAGAACACACAAGACAGUCGUUUGACAUUUUUACUACUAGUACUAAUUUUCUUGAGGUUUGUUGGAUUUAAAUGUGGGAUUUCUUGGUAAGAAAAGUCCCUACAAAAUUUGAAGGUUUAUAUAGGUUGUUAAUGGAAGCUAACUUUGAAGAACAACAGUGGCACUUGUUUUGUAAUAGCACCAAGUAUUAUUUCAUUUUGUUGAUCUAUUACAAGUAUAUAAGUUAUAAACGUUUGUGUCGUUGGUUUA
This is a messenger RNA of Helianthus annuus (common sunflower), 1577 nucleotides long. Its product is annotated as gibberellin receptor GID1B. Gene Ontology annotation, cellular component: nucleus; cytoplasm. Gene Ontology annotation, molecular function: gibberellin binding; hydrolase activity. The coding region runs from base 262 to 1305 and encodes 347 amino acids. Gene Ontology annotation, biological process: floral organ morphogenesis; raffinose family oligosaccharide biosynthetic process; positive regulation of gibberellic acid mediated signaling pathway. The transcript has 2 exons. The record is from RefSeq and is a predicted model, not a curated record. NCBI's taxonomy places the organism in Eukaryota, Viridiplantae, Streptophyta, Magnoliopsida, Asterales, Asteraceae.